AUGGGCAACUGUUUUGUUCUCUCCAAGCAGGAGAAAGUUUUGAGGGUUGUGAAGACAGAUGGGAAAGUUUUAGAAUUCAGGGCACCAACUUUUGUUAAGGACAUGUUGAUGAACUUUUCGGGCUCUGGUAUUAGUGUAUCAAAGCAAGCCUCAGAGCUUCUCCCUCCUAAUUACAAACUGAAGCUUGGGAAGGUUUACUAUAUGAUUCCUCUUCUGGGUUCUGUUGCAAGUGAUGCGAUCAGUGCAGGUAUUAUUUCAUAUGUGGAUGUUACAGAAAAGGACAGGGGCUGCUACAAGAAGGAUUAA
Prunus armeniaca (apricot) is the source of this 306-nucleotide messenger RNA. The record is from the annotation of a GenBank genome assembly. Lineage: Eukaryota; Viridiplantae; Streptophyta; Magnoliopsida; Rosales; Rosaceae.